This is a messenger RNA of Prorocentrum cordatum, 2170 nucleotides long. NCBI's taxonomy places the organism in Eukaryota, Dinophyceae, Prorocentrales, Prorocentraceae. The record is from the annotation of a GenBank genome assembly.
AGCCGGUUCGGCUCAGGCGCAGGGCCAGCCAGAUCUCUCGGUUGAGAGCCCGCGCCGAGGGCCGCUCCCGUUCGGCGAGCCGCCGCGGCUUCCGGGGCCGAUGAGCGCGGCCGACGUGGCGCCGGGCCGGGAGUUCUGGAUUGUCGCCGCGGGGUGCGACAAGGAGAAAAUGGGGCAGGAGGCCAAGGCAGAGAAAAUGUCCGUGCUGGCGGACCUGAAGAGCAGCGGCCCCCUGACUCAGGCGUGCAGGCUAGGCGGCAAGCAGGGUCCCUGGCAGUUCGACGUCCCGGACGGGGAUCAGUCGCUGCGUCACGGGACGUUUGACGAUCUUAACAUGCUCGCAGAUAAUUUGCCCAAGUACGACUCACAGGUGGACAGCAUCCUUCACCGCCUGGAGCGCCAGAUCAUUGAGCUCAACAACGCGCACCCAGAAGGAAAAGCGCCCUCCCAUGUCCAGUUCAAGGUCAAGAGCCAGCGCCAGGAGAAGGGCCUGCUCGACUACCUGAGCGAUUGGAAAUGGGACGAGGCCAAGUAUCCGAAGACGCGCCUGAUGGCCGAAACCUGUCAAUCGCUUAUGCACGCUGUCAACCGGCUAGACGAUGAGGCCCGAAGCAAAACAAACCAGUACAACGAGUAUAAGACGCAAAAGGCCAACAUUGACAGGAAAGACGGCGCGCUGCUCACUGGCGCGGACCUCAUCGAUGUGUUGACGCCGAGUGUGGUGAAGAUGGGACCAGGCAAGAGUGCGAACGACGACUUCAUCUACACAGAGCACCUCACCACGGUCACCGUCAUCCUUACGAAGGGGGCCGAAGUGGAGUUCCUCAAGACGUACGAGAAAAUGACGGAUUCUGUGGUCCCGAAGUCGGCCAAGCGAUUCGAUCACGAGAGCGUGAAAGACAAGGACGGCAACACCGUCUGGCGGGUCGUCAUGUUCAAGGAUUGUGCGGAGCCGUUCAAGAAGGCCUGUCGCGAGCGGCGCUAUAUCACUCGAGACUUUGAGUACAGCGAGGACGCGUACAACAAGCGCGAGGCCGCGCGCAAGGACCUCGAGGAUAAGGUCAAGAGGGAAUACACCCUCGUCAUGAGCCUCUACCAGGCUGCGUGGUCGGACGUGAUGGUCGCGUGGAUCCACAUCAAGGCCAUGCGCGUGUUUGCGGAGAGCGCCUUGUGGUCGGGCUUGCCGCCCAAGUUUGCGGCCUUUGUCGUCAGCCCCGUGCCAGGCAAGGGCGACGCGGUGCGGAAGGUGCUCGCCGACAAGCUAGGGAAGCUGGGUGGCGGAACCGGCCCUGGCAGCAAAGGCGACGCAGACGAUGGGGAGGAGGACUACCCGUACGUCUCGCUCUCGUUCGUCCCCUUCACCGUUCCGAGGUAGAGGGAACCCCGCAGCAGCAGCUGCAGUGACCCUGGAGGGGGAGGGGGAGGGGAGAGCAGAGAUUUUGGGGACUUAGAGGCAGCGGCAGCGCAUAUGGCAGUGUACGUAGGUCUGGAGCCAGCCAGCCUGAGUGAGCCGUCCCUCUUUUUUGGCCAUGCGUGAAGAGUGACACUCCGCCAGGGGCGCACCUUUUUUUGGGGGGUGGUGAUGCGGGGGGGGUGCGGACCCCAAGCGUCCAGGCUGCACUGAUCGCACCACAUUCAACGAUAGGCAAGCCGCGAGCCCAACGGCCACUCUCGCCCAGGGUCGCUCUUGCGUGUUGCCGACUCUUGCCCUAGGCCUGCUUCCUCCUCCCCCGCUUCUUCUCGGCUCCCCGCCUCUGCUCGGCGCCGUGCUUGUAUCGAUUCCCGUGAAGGCGCGCCAGUUUUUGGCGGCGCGCAGAAGGGGGAACGGGUGAAGGUGGCGGCCUUCUAUAAGAAUGCAGGCCGCCAAGAUGGGGCCCUACAACGGCAUGUUCGCCGCGUUGAUGCGGCGGCGGUCCCAGCGCGACUGCUCAAGGUUGAAUGCCGCCAGCGACCCCUGCGAAUGAUCUGCGCUAUCGGAAAGCCGCGCUCGUUCAAAGUUGGACGAUCCACGCAGUGCCUGAAACCAACGCCGACGUCAUCUUGACGUAAUCCCGCUGUCGGGGGUUCCCGAGGACCAUCGCCGCUGCCUCGGCGAUGCGGCUCGACUUGGAGCCCAUUUUCUCUAUCCCGAUGCCGCCGAUGCAUCGGCGAUGCGGCGCCAUCCCUCGGC